CACUGCCUAGCCUCCUUGCUCAGCCCCGCCUCCUUUCAGUCUGACUCUUAAGACUUUAUGAGCAUCUCCGCCCGGGACCCACUGGCCCUGCGGCUGGCUCCGCCGCAGAACGGACCUGGGGUUCCAACCUUCUGGGGUCCAACAUCGGGGUGAAGUGCUGGGCGGUUAGGAGCCGCUGACCUCCUAACCUUUUCACCCAGGAGACACAAAGGGAGGAAGAACUUUUUGGAUCCGAUCCGAAUACUAACGCAUCUCUUUCCGCCUCGCAGUAGAAACCCUUGAUACGUUGCUCAUUUGCCCUUCUGAGAUCUCAGCUCUGGAGAGCAGGAUCUGACUUUGACUCAGGGUGGAGAGAGUUGAGAAAGCGGUUGGGAAGUGAGAGAACAUGUUACAUCUGAUGGAAAAAAGAGAGAGAGAGAAAGCUUCCUGUGAAAGCAGAGAAGGAAAAGAAUAAGAUUAGGUAUUCUUCUUACUAGCUAAGCAACACAAUGGAAACCACGGCGAAAACAAUUAAAAAGGAUACUCAAGAUGGGCCGCCAAAGGAAGUCAAAUUGCCUAUCAGUGAGGCACUUCUAGACUAUCAGAAUGGCAUCCAGCUGCAGCUCCUCUCUCCUCUGGGUCAGCCAGAGGCCGGUCUUCUCCUCCUCAACAGAGCUUUUCAAAGAGGCGAACAUUUUAAAAUUCUCAUGAUCGACUACAAGAUCUGUCAAAUAAAGGAAAAUGCAGUAGAACGACUUAUGGCUCGAAGAAAGAAAUUUAGAGAAAAGAAUCCAAAGUAUCAUGAAAGAAAUAAACACUUAAAGGAUGAACAAAUUUGGCACAUACGGAAACUACUAAAGGAACUGAGUGAAGAGAAGUCAGAGGGAUCCGUAGUUGUAACAAGAGAGGAAGUUGAAAACGCGAUGAAGGAAACAUGGAAGUUUGAAAGAGACCAGGGACAAAACUUGAAAGAUAUGCGCAUCCAAAUAAGUAAUUCUGAGAAGCUAUUUCUUGAGAAACUCAGUGAGAAAGAAUAUUGGGAGGAAUACAAGAAUGUAGGGCGUGAACAACAUGCUAACCUCAUCACCUCCUUACAGAACGACAUCAACAGAGUUAAGGAGAAUGCCAAAAAAAUGUCAGAACAGUAUAAAAUCACCUUGCAAGAUGAUAGAAAGAAAAUAAUCAAAGAAACUUUGUUGCAGCAGGACCAAAAGAAGGAAUGGGCCACAGAGAAUGCUCUAAGGUUCAUUGACAAGGGCAGCUAUCGAGAGAUCUGGGAGAAUGACUGGCUCAAUAAAGAGAUUGCAAAUAGCAGGAAGGAAGUGGAAGAACUGGAAAAAGGUAUUCAUGAGCUGGAAGAAGAAAAUUUGGUGCUUAUUGAUCAGCUAUUCAACUGCAGACUUGUGGAUCUCAAGAUACCCAGGCGACUGUAUCUUACCCAAGCUGUCGGGCAGGAAGUACCACCUGAAGUGCCUUUGAAAUUGUCAGAAACACAUAAAGUCAUCCCAGAAAAGUCAGAAUCGCAACCUACAGACAUAAAAAGCAGAGACAUGUCGAGCAUCUCAUUUGGGAGCAGUGGUUUUCGUCUUAGUUACAAGGACAGCAGACUGGGCCAGCUUCUGGAGAGAGAUGAAGAAGAAAGCUCAAGAAUAGAGUUUGGGGCCUCUGAUAUGAAAUACUUACUGUAUGAGGAUGAGCAGGAUUUCAAGGAUUAUGUAAACCUGGGCCCCCUGGAAGUGAAGCUCAUGACUGUGGAGAGCAAGAAAAUGCCCAUCCACUUCCAAGAGAAGGAAACUCCAGUCAAAUUCUAUGAGGAUGUCAGGAGUCCAGAAAGCCACAUCACGUAUAAAAUGAUGAAGUCUUUUCUCUAAGACUGAAAAGUGAAAACAACUUCCUGUACUUUUCUUUUGGGAACUGAGGUGUAUCAGUUGCCCAUUUUAUUUACACUUUGGUCCAGUUUUAAAGCAGUGAAUAUUUCUAAAGGUCAUAAUUACAGUUAAA
Molecule: messenger RNA, 1980 nt
Organism: Odocoileus virginianus texanus
Lineage: Eukaryota; Metazoa; Chordata; Mammalia; Artiodactyla; Cervidae
Source: RefSeq, a predicted model, not a curated record